This is a messenger RNA of Dermacentor silvarum, 542 nucleotides long. RefSeq names its product ionotropic receptor 93a-like. The coding region runs from base 78 to 542 and encodes 154 amino acids. The record is from RefSeq and is a predicted model, not a curated record. The transcript has 3 exons. NCBI's taxonomy places the organism in Eukaryota, Metazoa, Arthropoda, Arachnida, Ixodida, Ixodidae. Gene Ontology annotation, molecular function: ligand-gated monoatomic ion channel activity. Gene Ontology annotation, cellular component: membrane.
AGGUAUGGGCGCUCCUCCUCUUCUUUCUGGUUCUGCUUAGCAUCGUCCUUGCCUUCUUGGAUGUGGCACUCCACAAGAUGCGAGGAUUGCGGGCCGCACCACUCGAAUCCUGGAACGAGCACUUCUGGAUGCUAUUCGAGAACAUGUUCUGCGAAGCCUCCGCAAGAAUGCCUGAAACCACGGCACUACGUAUCGUUAGCGCUGUAUGGUGGAUCGCCAUCGUGGUGCUAAUGAACGCCUUCGCCGGCCAGAUGCGCGCCUGUCUCAUGGUUAAAUCUGAGCGGCCGAAACUCAACACGCUGGUCGAUAUUGCAUCGAAGCCUCAGCUCAAGGUGUAUCUUCUGAAAAAUACUGUGGCUACCCGCUACCUAGAGUCAUCCCAAGGAACGGCCGAGAAGACAGUAUGGGGCAUGAUUCGCCGCCACAACACCGAUCUCUACGGCCUCCUGCGCUUCUCGGACGAGAUGAUGACCGAGAUUCUCCAAGAGAAAGCGGUUAUGAUACACGCUGACUCAAUUUCUCUAGCUCAGGUAUGCACAUAG